AUGGUCGCGGCCCCCCUUCCCGUAGUAUCCAGCCACGACGCCUCAGACGAGGAGGAAGAGUGCCCCGUCUGUCUAGAGCCCCUCAGCUUCAGCUUCAGGCUCCCUGGCGAGAAACCCCACAUCGUACCAGAGUGCGGUCAUGCUCUUCAUGAGGCAUGCUUCAUUGCAGUUUACGGACCAACGCCGAGCACUUCCAAAGCCGGCAAUGUUAUCCGAAAAUCCAACUUGGGCGUGUGCGGCGUGUGCAGACGACCCAUGAAAGUUGGCGACGGCGAUGGUGGAAAAUCCAACAAACUUGCUGCUCUCACGGGUAUGGGCGACCCAAACGGCCCCUCCCUAUACCCAGGCAGAGAGACCCCGUCAUCCCUGCGUUCCUUCAACACAAACGCGCGAAACACAGUUACCGUCACCAAACCGUACGACCCGAACGAAGACGACCCGGUCGAGCACGCGCCAAAGUCCCCGAAUCCGCACGACUAUUCGCCGUACAUCGUCGCACCGUCGAUCCAAGUGCGAUCCGAGUUCUCGACGAUCACGCGCACCGCCGAGCAGAGCCAGCCGCUGACGUGCAUCGUCGUCGUCGAAUUACCCGGGAAGCGGUCGAGCACGCACGUCCCCGGCGCGGUCAUGCCCGCGCACGACUCAUACUCGUCCAGCAGCCCAACUCCAUACCCGGUAGACUCGCGCAGUCAGUCCGUGCGCUCCAGCCCGCGCCCGCAAUACGCGAUCCCGCCACACGAUCCGCCCGCACCGCCCGCGUCGCAGGUGCACACGCACCGAGUCUCGCCCGUCUCUUCCCAGGAACCGCUGCUCGCGAGCCUGCAGGAGCGCGAGGAGCCGCAGGAGGAGGAGAGCUCGCCGUUCACGGCGAUCACGGAGGACCUGCGCGCGCGCAUCAUCGACUGGAAGGGCCACCCGCUCGAGGGCCUCGGGUCGCUGCAGAUGUACGACCUCCUGUCUGUGCGCCGCGACGCGCUCGUGCGCGAGUUUUUCGUGUACCUCUUCCGCGAGGCGAUCAUCUGCGUGGUCGAGGAGAAGAAGCGCACGCUGGGGCGUCUGCUGUCCUCUGCGUCGGGCGCGGCCGCUGCAUUCAGCGAUGGGACGGGGAUGGGCUCUGCUGGUCCGUCUGUCUCAAAGGGCGUGCUCCGCCUCAAGGGCCGAAUUUACAUCAGGCACAUCAAGCAAGUCACGGACACGUCCGUCCAGGGUGAACUGAGCCUGACGAUUGACAUGGAGGAUGAGCGGCUGGACUCGUUCAUCCUGAUCUUCAAGGACCGGUCCUCGCUUGAGACGUGGAAAGCACACAUCCAGUCGCUCGUUGCCGUCUACCAGCAGCAGGCGGCGGCGGCGCAGCAGCCCUCCCUGCAUGCCCCACAGCCCGUUUACGAGCGCGCGCCGGACCUCGAGGAGUUCGGCGGCAGCCAGAAGGCGAUGCGCAUGCUCAGCGGGAGCACGACGGGCACGACGGCAAGUACCAUGGACAGCCUGUUGAACGGAUCGUCACGAUCGACCAUCUCCUCACAGACGUCCUAUGGCUCUGCCGCGGGCUCCCGGGGCCUCCACCAAAAGCUGUCCACGCUGGAGGAGGACGACGAGCUCACGCGAUACAACUCCCCCACCCCGCUCGUCGCGCCCCACCUCUCGAGUGGCCCGUCCAACUCGCUCAGCCCGCUCCCGCACCCGCCGCUCGAUCUUAUCUUGGUCAUCUCCAUACCCUCUCCUCAUGCGACGCCGAGCACCGCUGCGCUUAAAGUACGCGUUAUCCGCGCGUCGCUUGAUUUUAUCCUGGCGUCUCUUGCGCCCAAGGACCGUCUUAGCUUGGUUACGUUCGAGGUCGGCAUUGGCGGCAAGGUGCGCAAGACGCCGUUCCUGUGCCCCGGCAAGCUGCCGAGCCGUCAGAGGCUGAAGAAGUUCGUGGAUGAAAUCGGCCGCCGGGAUGACGGCACGCCGUUUGAAGACGAGUUCCUCGUCAGGAGCGCGCAGGAGGACAAGACGGACGUUGUUACUGCGGUGAACCAUGGUCUUGACGUCGUACUGCAACGCAAGUCUCGUAAUCCAGUCACCGGUAUGGUCCUCGUUAGCGAUGCGGCGGAUACCACGCGACGCGCGCAGAUGGACCUCGUGCUCGCCCGUACCGAGGCUGCUAACGUGCCUAUCCACUCGUUCGGCUACGGGCGCUCGCACGACCCCGCGUCGCUCUGGCUCAUGUCCAACCACACAAGCGGCACGUACACGUUCGUGAAGGACUGGUACGACUUACGGGACUGCCUUGCGGGGUGCAUUGGCGGCAUGAUGUCUAUUGGCCUCCUCCACAUGAAGAUGCACAUGAAGAUCGUCGACGGGCAGCGGUUCCGCAUCCGCAAGAUCUCCGGCGGCCCGAUGGCGAUCCUCUCGUCGGAUGGGCGCGACGUCGAUGUUGAGCUCGGGGAAUUGCGCUACGGUGAGCGGAAGGAGAUGCUCAUCGAGCUCGAGCUGGACAAUAGCGACGUCGCGGUCACGCCGACGGCACAAUCGGGUCCGCAUCAUAUGCCCCGGGCGCUGAGCGCGACAGACCAGUUUAACCAGCGCAUGGGUCUCGAUGCCCUGUCCAUCGGGGACUCGCCAGAUCUCGCAGAUGGGAUGAUGGACCGCAUGAUCGACGAGGUGCCCGUGUUCGAGGUCGACGGCUCGUUCUUCGACCCCGCCGCGGCGAAGCACGUCUCACGGCUUGCGCACCCCGUGUUACUCACAGUGACGCUUCUCCCGAUGCCCCACCCAGGCAGUCGUCCACGCACUCCGGCGCCGAACGGAUCGAACCCUGUGAUCGUGCGUCGCCGCAUGGAACUACUUGCGUCCGACAUGAUCACCCGCGCGCUCGUGCUCGUGUCAAGGAAGAAUAUUCCCCAAGCACAGAAGCUCCUCAGCGAAACGCGCCGCAUCUUGCACACUGUGCUCCAGAACAUUACACAGUCGCUGCCUCCACCGAACCCGCAGGGCGGCGCCCCCAGGAACCGCAAGGAGAUCUUGACGCUCUCGGCGGUACGCGCGAUCCAGGCGGUCAUGCAGGACAUGCAAAUAUUGUCCGAAGCGCUGGACGAGAGCGUCGACGUGUUCGCACAUGACCAACGAAACUUUGGUGCGCAGCAGGCAAUGAUUCUGCGCGACCAGAAGAGCUGGAGUGGCCGCAGUGCCAUCGAGCGGCUGUUCUGGACCAUCGACAAUUCGAUCGAGCUCGUUGCUCGUAGUACUGACUGGGUUGCGCGCGAGUGA
Messenger RNA from Sparassis crispa, 3249 nucleotides. RefSeq lists its product with no specific name. Bases 1 to 3249 code for a protein of 1082 amino acids. The record is from RefSeq and is a predicted model, not a curated record. Gene Ontology annotation, molecular function: guanyl-nucleotide exchange factor activity. Lineage: Eukaryota; Fungi; Basidiomycota; Agaricomycetes; Polyporales; Sparassidaceae. The transcript is spliced from 5 exons.